Molecule: messenger RNA, 1392 nt
Organism: Colletotrichum graminicola M1.001
Lineage: Eukaryota; Fungi; Ascomycota; Sordariomycetes; Glomerellales; Glomerellaceae
Exons: 1
Coding region: 1-1392 (463 amino acids)
Source: RefSeq, a predicted model, not a curated record
AUGUUGUUCUCAGAGAUAUACAAAUCACCUCGCUCGCCGCUAUCCAAGUUCCGCCUGUCCAUGUCACAGCAGCCUCUGACCCUGGACCUGCCCGACUACGACCCCGAUUUGCUUAGCAGAGACAAGCACAAGCAAAAGGAAGCCGUCAAGAAGUACCUGGCCGCCAAGGUUCGCAACGACUGGGAGUUUGUUUGGCCCCCAGUCGCCUCCUGCCCGCAAAACGAUCAUGUGCCGCCCGCUGCCGAUGCGCCGCCCGAAGGAGAAGGUGUAGAUCAGGUGCAUCAAGAAACCUCUGAUCUCCGAGCUGAGGCGGCGGCGGCAACAUCACAAGACGAGGCUGUAGAGUCAAUGGAAAGCGACGAGGACGACGAGGAAGAGGAAGACAGCGACGCCGACUCGGUGUACAGCACUGUCUCAGAGGACCUAGCCCGCUUCAAGCCCCGUCUGGAAUGGGUGUCUGACUUGUCCGAUGAGGAACCGCCCGUGUCGCUCUCCCCAUUCCGCUUCGAUAGCCCCGACGCGAUUGGCGCAGCUGUGAAGGCAUCUGUGGCAGACAAGCGUGCGCGGAGGAGGCGAGCCAUUCGCGAGGAGAUGGCAUGGAAUGAAGGUCUGGCCUGCUUCGAGGCAAGACGCAAUGUCUGGACAGGUGCCAGGACAGUGCGAGUGCGCACCAAACCCGUCUCCCCAACGCAGACUUUCUCCCCUCUAUCCCCUCGCCGUCUAUUCUUCCGUACUUCCUUUUCCUCGGGCCAACCGUCGCCAACGCCGCCUUUGCAUUCCUUGCAGCAACGGCCCAGUAACGAGGCCACCACCGCCGUGUCGGACGGCUCCGACCUCUCUAAAGACCCAUCCAAGGAACUCACGGCCCAAAAGUCCAAGGAAUCCCACAAGUCAGCUGCAUCCCCCGCGUCGACGACGUACCCCAUCGAGACCAUUGUACCCCUCUCUGCGCCACUCCUCCCGCCAGGCAACCCAAUGCGCGCCUCCAUUACCCCAGCUGUAUAUAUGUCGCUGUAUGAGAAGGUAAUAGUCCACGCCCUCACACCGUCAUGCCCUGUCAACCUAUCAGACAUGAUCCGGGCCUGUGUGGUGGGUUGGAAGCGGGACGGUGAGUGGCCGCCAAGGCCCUCAGCUGCAGAGCCCGGCAUCGUGGCCGUGCGGCGUAAGAAGAAGUCAGCGACGGAAGGCCAGGGCCAGAAUCAUACUCGUAGGAUGAGCUUUGGUUUUCUGGGCAGGGGUGAGAAGGCAGACAACCACGAUGAGAGUGCUGGGAAGGGUAUUAGGAAAAGCCUGCAAAAAGUCCUCGGCAUCGGGCACCAUCCUGCCUCGGCUGCCCCUGCAGCUGGGAACAAUGGCCCCGCAGCGAACGGGAAAGAUGCGGCCAUUCCCUGA